Carassius gibelio (silver crucian carp) is the source of this 8184-nucleotide messenger RNA. Its product is annotated as CREB-regulated transcription coactivator 2-like. Gene Ontology annotation, biological process: positive regulation of transcription by RNA polymerase II; protein homotetramerization. NCBI's taxonomy places the organism in Eukaryota, Metazoa, Chordata, Actinopteri, Cypriniformes, Cyprinidae. The coding region runs from base 179 to 2491 and encodes 770 amino acids. The transcript has 14 exons. Gene Ontology annotation, molecular function: cAMP response element binding protein binding. The record is from RefSeq and is a predicted model, not a curated record. Gene Ontology annotation, cellular component: cytoplasm; nucleus.
GUGCGCGUUACAGUCUCUGUAGAUAACGAAUGAGCUUGGCAACGAUGUUUACUACAGCCUUUAGGACUGCAUUACCCACAAAGCACUGCUCACCGUUGUCAGAAGUCUUGCUUUCUUGGGUCACUUAUCGAACUCUGGCCGUGUCAGUCAAGCUUACUUUCUCUUAUUUGACGGAAUAAUGCAUUUGUCAGGCGCGGGCAUUGGGAAAUUAGGGUACGGACAGGGGCCCGGAGCAGGACCGGCGCCUGGAAGCUGCAAUCCGCGUAAAUUUAGCGAGAAAAUCGCCCUGCACAACCAGCGACAGGCUGAAGACACAGCCGCUUUCCGAGAGGUUAUGAUGGACAUGACUUCCAUCAGGGUUCAGGCUGAGAGAAUUCGGCAAACCGGAGACUUAGUCCCGUACUAUGGAGGAUCUCUGCCAAAUGUAAAUCAGAUUUCAAGAUGUUCCACAGAGACCCAGUACCCAAGUUAUCUCACCCAGCAGCUCCUAGAGGCAGAUGAAGAGUACAGAGACGCACAGCCCAGUCCUCCUGGCAGACUGCACAGGAGACAUUUUGAAAGCGCUCCCUAUCUCUCCACCCACCUCUCACCUCCGCGAGGUCCUUCCUGGAGAAGAACCUGGUCCAGUUGUUCUGCCACUGAGAAGAGCCAGAUGGUCCGUCUUCCUCUGACAGCUCUCAAUAGAACCAACUCUGACUCAGCCCUCCACACCAGAGUGCGAAACACCCAGAAAUCUGUGCAGACCCUGAACCCUCAAUCCAGACACCAUGGGUUUGCACAUCCUGCACCACUGAUUGAAGAAAAUAUUCAAGAGGAGACACAAUCUCACAAACUAAAGAAGUUAUCCUCAAUGGGAUCAUCAGGAUGUGAAACACCUUUUUUUCACAGCUUCCCAUUGGCCGAUCAGCAGAUAUCAUCCGUCCCUGUCCCGGCGACCCUCAGUACGAGCGGCUCUCUUCCAGACCUCUCCAGCCUCCACCUGCCUCCUCCUCUUCCUGUAGGCCAGGAUUCUGAGCCCCGCAGCGGUGCGGAGCAAUCGAGCAACACUUCCACGCACACUGACCUUAUGGCUGACUUCACCUUACCAGGUCUGUCCUCGUCUCUUCAGGCAUCUUUAAGUAAUCCUUUGCUCCAGUCUUCACUCAGCAAUCCCAGCAUCCAGAGCUGUCUGAGCAGCCACUCCCUGCCCAGCUCUCUCAGCUCCACUUCUUUGCGUCUGUCACUGAGCAACUCUUCCCUGCAGUCAUCGCUCAGCAACCAGUCCCUGCAGUCCUCCCUCAGUAGCUCUUCACUGAGUAACCAGUCCGUCCAAUCAUCUGCCAGCCGCUGCAGCCACAGCAGUGGAAUCGGCAGCUCUCGCUCCUGCUCCUCUUCUUCUCUCUCUGGUUCUCCACAUCUAACAGGCCACACCCACCCUGCCACAUCACGCAAGAGAGCCCAGCUCAGCCCACUCAUUGUGCCCGGUGGAGGAGAGACCCGCUGGCAGCAUCUAAAGCAGUUCUCACCCACACUGUCUCCAACCAUGUCUUCUGUAUCCCAGGUUGCUCUCCUCAACCCCAACAAAGUUCUGAAAGAGACGAAGCCACCAGCGUAUCCCUGCACUCAGCACCUCAGAUCCGCUCCUUCACUGUCCCAUCAGCCAAUGCGCCAGUAUUUCCAGCCAGAGGCACAGCAUCAGUCAAUCCCAGAGAUGGAACAAUGGAGUCAAGAUGAACACCACCACACUCACAAACACAGUCGUCCCCUGCAGCAUCAUUCACAACCACACGCUAACUAUCAUCAGCAGUUACUGUAUCAUUCCCAGACUGGCCAACCACACAUCUCACUGCAACAACAGCAUCAACAGUACACACAGUUCCAGCCUCAUCAGAUACCUGAGGAGCAGUACCAGUGUCCGGGCCAGUGGCAGAUGCCAUGCCAAGAGGUCCAGUACCAAAAGCAACCUGUGACUUUCCCCUCUCCAGGUCAAGAUAAAAACUGGAAUCAUGUAACCGGCUCACAUGGCUUGCCACAUGCACAAAUGAAGCGUAGACACUGUAUGCAGAUGCCAGAAGAGCCAAAACUCAUGUCCAAGGUCGCUGUCCAGGAGACUCAUGGAAAGGGAUCGAAGGUCCCUCAUUAUAAGGAAAAUGAAGUAACUGAAGCAAAUCCAGGUUUACAGGAUAGAGGUUUUGAACUGAACAAGGAAUCAUAUGUUGGCUUACAUCUCACCCCUAGUCAGGCAAAGGCCCUUUCACAGCAGCUUGGAGUGCUUCAAAAGGAGCCUGUAGAUGGCAGUGGAGUGUCAGAUCUCAACUGUGAACCUGCAGAAAGAAUGGAACCGCUAGCACAGAAUCAAAGCUACAGUGCUGGAGAGACGCAAAAUAUGUUCAACAUCAACGUACCUGACCCGUCAUCCUGGCUGGACCAGGACAUAUCAAGUCUGCCGGACUCUGUUUUGGAGUUUGAUCUAGAAACGUUCGGUCUGGACAGUAACUUAGGUUGGCCAUGAAUGUAUCGUAAAAGUGAACCUAAAUGUACAUGUGUGUUGUUAUGAUACACUCAUUUAGACAAGUACACUAUUAAGAGAAUAUCUUUUGCCAGUGGAAUUGAAAAAUAGUUUUAGAGUCAAAUAGAGCGUAAACUGUGAAUUGGCUAAAAGGUUCUUUAAGGGAACAAACAGGAAAUUAUGUUUUAAUAAAUAGUUUUGCACACAGAGGUCCUAAAUAGCAGGUCUAUGUGCCUUAAUAUGCAUUUUUGUUUAUGUUUUAUUAUAAAUAGAACAAAUAGAUUGUUUCUGUACAGUUACAUGAGGUGAAGUCAUGUAUGAGUUGUUUAGGAAAUGUAUAUUUUCACAUUUCAUAGCAUAGAAUAGCUGGGAUAAUAUGGCUGGUUUAGGGUCUAAAUUAACUUCUUUAAUUCAUCAAAAUGACAUCAAAACAUUUUACUCUUUAAUAUUUAGAUCAAAACCAAUUCUGAUAUAAUAAGUUAUGUAAAGAUUUCAUAUCCAAUUUGUUUGCAUGUUAUAGUAUUUGUUAUAGUGGGAUGGGGGUCACUUUUGUGACCACUUGUAACUGACCGUGGCAGACACCUGCCUCUGAAUUUCUAUAUCAUAAUUUUGUUGCAGUUUCAUCUUUCAUCAUUCAUUCAUUCAAAAUGCAGUUUUAUUGUAUUUUCAUAUUAAUUUUGCUCUAUCACUCUCUGGUAGAGUUCAUGUUGUUUUUCAGUAUUUGUCUUCAAUGUGAAAUCAUACAUUUCUGGCAGAAUUAAUAACAUAAUAUGAACAGAAAAACCAUCUGUAAAUUCCGGAAGUAUUACAAUUAAAACGUGGACUAAAAUCUCUAACCCUACAUUUUUCAGAUAUUGUUACUAUAAAGGACUGAUUCACCAGUUCACACCAGGCCUCACAGUAAAGCCAUGUUCAUUGCUCUUAUUUUACAGUAUUUGAACUAACUACAGUACUGUACAUUGGGUAGGGUUAGAUUCAGGGUUAUUACCUAGUUAUGUCAAUUACUAUAAGUACAUAGUAUGUACAUGAGUAACAGGACUGUAAAGAGCUACUGCCAUAUUUAUUAUGUCUUUGUGUAUAAUUGGGCCUAUUUAAUAAUUAGUUGGAAAGUAAUAAUUUAGAAAAUUCACAGUCUCCCUGGAACAAACUGGGGUUAAGUGCUUUCACCCAAAGGCUCAAUAUCAAUUAUCCCAUGAUGUAGCUCCUGAACCUUCCUGAAGUCCUCAGAUUUCCCAGUCAUUUCACUAAUUGUAUUCUCAGAAUCAGAAAUAACUUUAUUGCCUAGUAUGUUUGCACAUACAAGGAAUUUGUUUUACUGUCACAAGCUUCCAGUUCACAGACACAACAACAACAACACAGAGAUGUUAAAAAAAACAAGAUGUGAAUAAAAAACACAUACAUGAAUAUAAUUAAACCCUGUAUUUACAGGUGUACUAUAUAUAGAAAUAAAAUAAAUAUAAAAAAUUAAGUUUUAGGGAUGUACUGAUGUAGGGUGAUGAAUAUGUGUAAGGUUAUUGCACAAUGGGAGAACAUUUAACUGUUCUUGAGGUAGAUUGCCUAGGGAAAGAAACUGUUCUUGUGCCUGGCUGUCCUGGGAUUCAGUGCUUUUGUAGUGCCGACCAGAUGGCAAAAGUUCAAAAAGGAGAUGACUUGGAUGUGAGCGAUCCAGAUUUUCUGAGUGAUUUUCUGAGCUCUUUUCCUCACUCUGGAUGUAUACAGUUCUUGGAGGGUUGGCAGGGGAGCACCAAUAAUUCUUUCAGGAGUCCGAACCAUUCUAUGUAGCCUUCUGAUGUCUAAAUCUGGAGCUGGACCAAACCAGACACAGGACACCGGACAGACUUGAUUACGGCGGAGUAGAACUGUUUCAGCAGCACCUGUGGCAGUUUAAACUUCCUCAGCUAGCAAAGAAAGUACAACUUUUGUUUGGCCUUUUUAACAAUGAGGUCGAUGUGAGUGUCCCACUUUAGGUCCUGAGAGAUGGUGGUUCCCAGGAAUCUGAAUGACUCCACUGCAGUCACAGUGCUGUCCAUGAUGGGGAGAGUGCAGGGUUUCUCCUGAAGUCCACUACCACUGUUUUGAGCGUGCUCAGCUCCAGGUUGAUAAGACUGCACCAGACAGCCAGCUCUUUAACCUCCCAUCUGUAAGCAGACUCGUCAUUGUCCUGAAUGAGGACGAUAAGUGUGAUGUCAUCUGCAAACUUCAGGAGCAUAACAGGGGUCUUUAGAGAUGUGGUGGCUUUGUACAGUCGUGGCCAAAUGUUUUGAAAAAUACAUAAAUAUUAGUUUUCAAAAAGUUUGCUGCUUAACUGCUUUCAGAUCAGUUGUUUCUGUGAUGUACUUAAAUAUAAUUACAAGCACUUCAUACGUUUCAAAGGCUUUUAUCGACAAUUAGAUGACAUUUAUGCAAAGAGUCAGUAUUUGCAGUGUUGGCCCUUCUUUUUCAGGACCUCUGCAAUUCGACUGGGCAUGCUCUCAAUCAACUUCUGGGCCAAAUCCUGACUGAUAGCAACCCAUUCUUUCAUAAUAACUUCUUGGAGUUUGUCAGAAUUAGUGGGUUUUCGUUUGUCCAACUGCCUCUUGAGGAUUGACCACUAGUUCUCAAUGGGAUUUCCAGGCCAUGGACCCAAAAUGUCAACAUUCUGGUCCCUGAGCCAAUUAGUUAUCACUUUUGCUUUAUGGCACUGUGCUCCAUCGUGCUGGAAAAUGCAUUGUUCUUCACCAAACUGUUGUUGGAUUGUUGGAAGAAGUUGCUGUUGGAGGGUUUUUCUUUAUUCAUGGCUGUGUUUUUGGGCAGAAUUGUGAGUGAGCCCAGUCCCUUGAAUGAGAAGCAACCCCACACAUGAAUGGUGUCAGGAUGCUUUACUGUUGGAAUGACACAGGACUGAUGGUAGCGCUCACCUUUUCUUCUCCGGACAAGCCUUUUUCCAGAUGCCCCAAACAAUCGAAAAGGGGCUUCAUUGGAGAAUAUGACUUUGCCCCAGUCCUCAGCAGUCCAUUCACUAUACUUUCUGCAGAAGAUCAAUCUGUCCCUGAUGUUUGUUUAUUUUUGGAUAGAAGUGGCUUCUUUGCUGCCCUUCUUGACACCAGGCCAUCUUCCAAAAGUCUUGGCCUCACUGUGUGUGCAGAUGCGCUGAAUCCUCUUUAGGAGAUGAUCCUGGCCCUUGCUGGACUUUCUUGGAUGGCCUGAAGCCUUCUUUACAAGAAUUGAACCUCUUUCCUUUAAGUUCUUGAUGAUCUUAUAAAUUGUUGAUUUAGGUGCAAUCUUAGUAGCCACAAUAUCCUUGCCUGUGAAGCCAUUUUCAACGCAAUGAUGGCUGCACGCGUUUCUUUGCAGGUCACCAUGGUUAACAGUGGAAGAACAAUGAUUUCAAGCAUCACCCUCCUUUUAACAUGUUAAGUCUGCCAUUCUAACCCAAUCAGCCUGAUGAUCUCCAGCCUUGUGCUCCAACAUUCUCACCUGAGUUUACAAGACGAUUACUGAAAUGAUCUCAGCAGGUCCUUUAAUGACAGCAAUGAAAUGCAGUGGAAAGGUUUUUUUGGGAUUAAGUUAAUUUUCAUGGCAAAGAAGGACUAUGCAAUUCAUCUGAUCACUCUUUAUAACAUUCUGGAAUAUAUGCAAAUUGCUAUUAUAAAAACUUAAGCAGCAACUUUUCCGAUUUCCAAUAUUUAUGUAAUACUCAAAACUUUUGGCCACGACUGUAGAGGGAGAAGAACAGUGGGGAGAGGACGCAACCCUGAGGGGCACCAGUGCUGGUGGUGCGGCUGUUGGAUGUAACUUUACUAACUCUAACUAGCUGUUGUCUAUCUGUCAAAAAUCUGGUGAUCCAUUGGAAGAGCUUGGGACAGAGAGCUGGGUUAGUUUGGUCUGGAGGAGUGUUGUGAUGAUGAUUUUAAAAACGGAGCUAAAGUCCACAAACAGGAUAUUCACAUAAGUCACUGUUUUGUCCAGAUUUUGCAGGAUGAAGUGUAGUCCCAUGUUGACUGCAUCAUCCACGGACCUAUUUUCUCAGUACACAAACUGCAGGGAGUCGAGUAAGGUUGUCCAGAUAAGCCAACACCAACUUCUCAAAUGUCUUUAUGACCACAGACGUUAGCGCCACAGGUUAAACUGGGCAUGUUAGUGUGUGCCAGGGCCAGUCUUGUUUCCACUAGUCCUUGGGUUUCUUUGGGCCGGCGUUUGAAACAAGCAGGGACUUCGCACAGCACCAGUGAUCUAUUGAAGAUCUGUGAGAAGGUGGGGGCAGCUGGUCAGAACAGGUUUUCAGACAGGCUGGUGUCACAUGGUCUGGGCCUGGUGCUUCUCUUCUCUUGUUCUUUCUGAAGCUAUAACACCAGCAUUAAAAAAAAUUGUUUAGCUCAAAACUCACUUUCAGUCGGCAGUGUGUUUGAAAUAAUUUGAUUCGAUGUGGAUUAUAAUCAUACAAGGCAGAAAUAUUUAUAACAUUACCACAGCUUCUUCUUCUCUAUCACAAUCGUAUAUUCAUUUAGUAACUUAUAUUAUCUGUCAUAAGUCUUGUUUCGAAUCCUGUGCUAUUUUGGCCUCGGUGCUACUGGCCCGAGGCUAUGAGCCCCGCCCGGCCCAUUUUAAGCCUUUCAACAUGGGUCAUUUGCAGAAAACUGGUGUUCUAGCUUUUUAGCGUAGUUCCUCUUGGCCACUCUAAUCUCUUUAUUCAGUGUGUUUCUGGCCUGGUUGUAUAAGACCUGUCCCCUUUUUUUAGGGUUCCUCUUUGGCCUGACUAAGAUGAUGAAGCACUGAAGCACAGUAUAAAAAACUUAAAUGAGAUAUUUAAAAUAGAACUCACAAAAUUAGAGAACAUACAGACACCUCCAAGUUAUUGGUGUUAAUCUGGCAACUGGUGCUAAUAUCCUUAAUUAUAUGACAAACCCUUUUUAACUGGCAGGAUUAGAUUGCAAGAUGGCGGGCCGCUCUAAGGUGACUGAAACAAUCCCACAAGAAGUGGUCCACUUGAAGACCAAAGGGAUGACCCUUUCAGCCACUUCAAGAGAAGCUGGUCAAUCCAAAUCUGAGAUUUCUUGAAUAUUGCAGGUUUACAAUGACACUAAUUUAUUCAAGGCCCUUCAAAAAGGCUGGAAGUCCACAUAAGAAGUCUCUGUGUUGCAAUCGGUUAGCACAUUCGGCUGUUAACCGAAAGGUUUAGCUCUCAUCACAGAAAAAAUCAAAAGACUAAGCUCACCUUUCCUGGGGAGUGUGUAAAGAAGUUAUUGAAAGAUGGAGGAGGAAGUGUCGAGGUUUGGGGGAUGUUUUCUGCAGCAGGAGUUGGGCUACAUGGUAGGGUGAAUGAAAAUGAUAUUUCAGAACCUCCUUCAGCAACAUGCAGUUCCUCUGCCAAUCAGCUUGCAAUUUUCAUGCAGGACAAUGCCUCUGUCACACUGCAAAACUGCUAAAGAAGUUCUUUGAAGCUAAGAAUAUUGAAAUAAUUGGUUCAAGAGUCCUGAUCUAAACCCGACUGAAAAUCUCUGGAAAGCGACAAAGUUACAUGGACACUAAUGUCCAAACUAAUGGGAUCCUAGUGAUGUUCUGCAGCCCCAGAUGUGCUGUCAUUCGAAGCAAGGGCCUUUACACUUCCUACUAAUUUCUGACCGUUGUAAUCCUUCUAAAUUUUUAUUGAAACUUCAGUGGUUACUGUUCUGUAAUUUUGAUCAUGGUUUUCCACAAAAUAAAUGUUAUUGUUGAAA